This is a messenger RNA of Empidonax traillii (willow flycatcher), 2404 nucleotides long. RefSeq names its product phosphatidylinositol-5-phosphate 4-kinase type 2 beta (gene PIP4K2B). The transcript is spliced from 9 exons. Gene Ontology annotation, biological process: phosphatidylinositol metabolic process. NCBI's taxonomy places the organism in Eukaryota, Metazoa, Chordata, Aves, Passeriformes, Tyrannidae. The record is from RefSeq and is a predicted model, not a curated record. Gene Ontology annotation, molecular function: phosphatidylinositol kinase activity. Bases 75 to 1133 code for a protein of 352 amino acids.
GUGGAACAGAGCUUUGAGUCCCCUUUUCCUCUCUCUUUCAGAUCAACGAGCUCAGCAAUGUUCCCGUCCCUGUCAUGUUAAUGCCCGAUGACUUUAAAGCCUACAGUAAGAUUAAGGUGGACAAUCAUCUAUUCAACAAGGAGAACUUACCAAGCCGCUUUAAAUUUAAGGAGUAUUGUCCACUGGUGUUCCGGAACCUCCGGGAAAGAUUUGGGAUCGAUGAUCAAGACUACCAGAACUCGGUGACCCGCAGCGCGCCAGUGAACAGCGACAGCCAGGGCCGCUGCGGCGCCCGCUUCCUCACCACCUACGACAGGAGGUUUGUCAUCAAGGCCGUGUCCAGCGAGGACGUGGCGGAGAUGCACAACAUCCUCAAGAAGUACCACCAGUUCAUCGUGGAGUGCCACGGGAACACCCUCCUGCCCCAGUUCCUGGGCAUGUACCGGCUCACGGUGGACGGCGUGGAGACCUACAUGGUGGUCACCAGGAACGUCUUCAGCCACAGGCUGACGGUGCACAGGAAAUACGACCUGAAGGGCUCAACAGUAUCCAGGGAAGCAAGUGAUAAAGAGAAGGCCAAGGAUCUCCCGACGUUCAAGGACAACGACUUCUUGAAUGAGGGUCAGAAGCUGCACGUUGGAGAAGAGAGUAAAAAGAACUUCCUUGAGAAGCUGAAGCGGGACGUGGAGUUCUUGGCUCAGCUGAAGAUCAUGGAUUACAGUUUGCUGGUUGGGAUCCACGACGUCGACCGGGCUGAGCAGGAGGAGAUGGAAGUGGAGGACCGGGCCGAGGAUGAGGAGUGUGAGAACGACGGCCUGGGGGGAAACCCCAUCUCCUCCUACGGGACCCCCCCGGACAGCCCCGGAAACCUCCUCAACUACCCCCGUUUCUUCGGGCCCGGCGAGUUCGACCCCUCCGUCGACGUCUACGCCAUGAAAAGCCACGAAAGUGCCCCCAAGAAGGAAGUUUACUUCAUGGCCAUCAUCGACAUUCUCACGCCCUACGACGCGAAGAAGAAAGCUGCGCACGCUGCCAAAACAGUGAAACACGGGGCUGGGGCAGAGAUCUCCACCGUGAACCCCGAGCAGUACUCGAAACGCUUCAACGAGUUUAUCUCCAACAUCCUGACAUAGUCUGUCUUCAGCCUUCAGCGAGGAAGGAAGAGCAGAGGGGCUCCUUCACCCAGAGAACGCAGCCUGUGACACUCAAACAGACACUGUAGCAGCAUGUGGGGUGUGUGUGGGGUGUGUGUGUGUGGGGUGUGUGUGUGUGUGCAAGGUGAGUGUGUGGCACUGCGUGACUUCAGAGAAAACUCAUUCUAGGUGCACCCUCCAACAGUCCACUUGACCCAGGAGGAAAAGUGGGAUUUUAUGUUACAGAAGUGCCCAGACAUUAAGAUUUGAGGGCUUUUUAAACCAAGCAAAGUGCAUUGUUUCAGCACUGCUCUUUCUAGUGACGUUUUCUCCUCUCUGAUCGAGAGGAUCCCGGAGGGAUAUGACGUGGCACUGUAUAAAGGGGUGGCUCUAGAUCAUGUUCAGUGGGAGUGAAGCAGUGCCUGAUUCCACAAACUACUCCUUUUUUUUUUUUAUUUUUAUUUUAUUGGACUGUCUCGACCAGAAAGACAUACAAUCCCUUUUAUUUCCCUCUUGGUAGGAAUUGGAAGGAAAAUAGCUCACCAUUUCAAGGAUGGAAACUAUAACUCUGAUAAGGAGGAGUCGCUGAACUUUAGGUAAAUUCAGACUGGGACACUUUAUAUUUUUUGGUUAAUUUAAGUAACAAAAAAAAAAACAAAAACACCAACCACUUUUUUGUAACUGCACUUGAUUUACAAGAAGGACGAGGGAAAUGAACAUCUACCAAAGAUGAUCUCUUAAAAAAAAAAAAGGUGUAACUCGUAGAACUUAAAAAAAAAAAAAAAAACAACCAGUGUGAGAAGUAGUAGUGGCAUUGACCAACCUCAGUUAAUGAUGUGCUCGGACCCAUUGUGCUUUCAAUUGGCCAGCUCUGAAGAUUUCCCUAAAAGAAAACCAGAAAAAAAAAAAAAAAAGGCAUUUUGUACCUGUAGAUACGGGAUAACAUUUGACUCUUGGGACGUUUCCCUGCCGCGCCUCGAGGUCAGGAAUUGCCACAGCUGACCAUCACAGUCCUGCCAGUGUUAAUCUAGCUAAUGUUCAGUCUUCCUUACUCACCCCAUCUGCAACAGGUACUUGAAUUUGUUUCCUGACAGAGGUUUCUUGGCUUAGUUGGUUUCUGUUUUUUUCCGAUGGCAAUGUAACUUGCACACGAAGGAGUUGGACUCGCUGCCAGUGGGGAGUGCUGGGAGCUGUGACUGUGGAGCGAAUUCCACUGCUCAAGAGGACUCAGGACUUGAGCUGUGGUUGGUUUUACUCUCCUCUGCUCCAAA